AUGUUUCCUCCUUCUGAUAUUUCUCCAACAGUGGGAAAUCCUUUGGCUUUUCGGAUUUCGUCCUCAACGUGGUAUGUCGCUUUCCAAAACAUAUUCCGACCAUUUGAUAAUAUUGUAUAUCGUAAUAAUCUGAAAUCUUCGGUCAUCACCAACAUACUUUCACUAGAAAUGAAAAAAAGUACAAACAUCUCUAUGUACAGAUCCUUUCAACCAAAUUCGUCCAUUUAG
Molecule: messenger RNA, 228 nt
Organism: Haemonchus placei
Lineage: Eukaryota; Metazoa; Nematoda; Chromadorea; Rhabditida; Trichostrongylidae
Source: the annotation of a GenBank genome assembly